GGCAAACCUAUGGUGGGAGCGGAGGUUUUGUUUCCGGGCCGAGGGGAACGUACCGUGUGUGUGGUGGGCAGCGCUGGGGGCUCCCGGGGCGCGACCCGGCGGGCAUGGACGAGGACGGGCUGCCCAUUGUGGGCUCCGGCAUUGACCUCACCAAGGUUCCUGCUAUACAACAGAAAAGAACUGUAGCAUUUCUAAACCAAUUUGUUGUUCACACGGUGCAAUUCCUCAACCGCUUUUCUACUGUAUGUGAAGAGAAAUUGUCAGCACUCUCACUCCGUAUCCAGCAGAUUGAAACAACACUCAAUAUUUUGGAUGCAAAGUUAUCCUCUAUUCCUGGCCUAGAAGAUGUCAAAUUUCAAGCAUCCAGUACAAAUAUGAACAGCGUUACAAAUGGUCCUGUGGCACAAGCUACUACAGACCAACAGGCAGCUGUAUCACCACAACCUGGACAGAACAAUACACAUGAAGAAGGAUUACAGAAAACUGAGGUAGUAACAGAAAAUGUCACAACUGUGGCCAAAGAUCCAAGAUAUGCCAGAUACCUCAAAAUGGUACAGGUGGGUGUUCCUGUAAUGGCAAUAAGAAAUAAAAUGAUUUCUGAAGGGCUGAAUCCAGAUCUUCUCGAGACCCCAAAUGCCCCUGUGCCUGCCUGGGGAGAUGAUGGGAAAGCAGAAGACAGUUCUGAUAGUGAAUCUUCAUUUAGUGACUAAAGAGACUUAUUUCAGCCUCUGGAAACCUCUGCUAAGUGCUAAUGUGUUUGGAGCUUUAGCAAACAAUGGGUUUGUCACAUAGGUGAUGUGUCACAUAGGUGACAUUUAUCUGACAGCAUUCUUAAGAACUAAGAUCCUCCCUGUUCUCUCCCAGAAAGUUUGAACAGGCAAGUGUGUUUCAACCUGAACAUAUAUACCAUGAAAAUUAAUUCUGAGAUAAUUGCAACCUUUAUAAAACUCUAAAAAAUCCCAUGCCUCUAAACCUCCAGAUCUGUAAGGCUGCAUUCUGGUCAUUCUAGGGUUUUCUAUUUUACACAUGUUGCCUUCUUUUUGUCCCAUGACUUGCAGGUAAAGUAACUUCCCAAAAUGAAAUAGUUUCAUCGAUGAGCUGUGUUUGGGUUUUUUUUUCUAAUGUACUAUAUUCUGAAGUAAUACAACAAGAAUUGCAUAGAAGUCAGCUAUUUUGUGGUAACUGCAAUCAGUGAGAAACUAAAAUAUAA
Calypte anna (Anna's hummingbird) is the source of this 1210-nucleotide messenger RNA. It is a transcript of the gene WASHC3, whose product is annotated as WASH complex subunit 3. The transcript has 7 exons. Gene Ontology annotation, biological process: actin filament polymerization; exocytosis. The coding region runs from base 105 to 710 and encodes 201 amino acids. Gene Ontology annotation, cellular component: WASH complex. The record is from RefSeq and is a predicted model, not a curated record. Lineage: Eukaryota; Metazoa; Chordata; Aves; Apodiformes; Trochilidae.